Molecule: messenger RNA, 426 nt
Organism: Nannizzia gypsea CBS 118893
Lineage: Eukaryota; Fungi; Ascomycota; Eurotiomycetes; Onygenales; Arthrodermataceae
Exons: 3
Coding region: 1-426 (141 amino acids)
Source: RefSeq, a predicted model, not a curated record
AUGGAGUUUGCAAGCUCCGGUGCGACGUCAACAACAUCCGACCUUUGGACGGGCCCCUUUUUCACACUUAGCGCUGUCAAUCUCCACAGAACGCCCACAACCCACUGCAUCCCCGUCAAGCAAGCGAAAGGAAACCAAGCUGGCGUAAAGAGUGAAGCCGAGAAGGCAAACAGACCGGCAGCAAGCCCACACGCAUUCAUUCACGGGGAGGCAGAAGGCAACAUGGUGAAUUUUGAGAAGGCUAUCGCGUUGACUUUGUCGGUGCCAGUCUCUUCGAAUGACACGCACCUCGCCAGGGAUUGGCACGCACAGCCUAUAGAAUACACAGCAGCAGCACCGUUCCGUGUUCCAAACUCUACCUCAAGGAUCAAGAGAUCCCCGGCUUGUUCUUUGCUCCCCUCUCCCUGUGGCUAUACCGUCGCCUAA